UUCAAGUUUUGUUUGUAUACGUCACACAUGACAGCAGCAGUUUAAUUUGAAUUCUGUUUGUGUGGAAACAAUAAUUCAUUACUUAUUGCAUCUUCUAAAUAUCUGCUAUGGAAACCAAAUUUACCUAUCUUGAACCUUCACUAGAAAAGCAACUAAAGGGCCACAGAAAUGCAAUUACAGCGCUUUAUUUCAAUCCUAAUGAACAACAAAUAGCGAGCAGUUCGUUAGAUAACAGUGUUUUGCUAUGGGAUCUUCGCGGUACGAUGAGAAGCUACAGGUUUCAAGGUCACGACGAGGCGGUUAUGGACGUUACUUUUUCACCUUCGGGCAAGUUCAUGGCCUCGGCGUCUCGGGACAAAACUGUCAGGCUGUGGGUGCCUACAGUUACCGGCAGUACUGGCAUGUUUAAGGCUCAUUCACAAACUGUACGCUCAGUACAGUUCAGCCCAGAUGGUACUAAGAUUAUAACUGCAUCUGAUGACAAAAUAGUAAAACUUUGGUCAACAGACAAACACAAAUUCAUUUCUUCAUUUGUUGGCCACACUAAUUGGGUGAGGUGUGCCCGUAUGUCUGGAGACAGUUCAAUUAUAGCGUCCUGUUCUGAUGAUAAGUCUACAAAGUUAUGGAAUCCAGAGAUUGGGGAGUGUAUACACACAUAUAAGGACCAGAAAGGCCAUGGUUUGUGCUUGGCAUGGCAUCCCUCUGGUUGUUAUAUAGCUGUGGGUACUUCACAUGGAAAUGUUAAACUGUAUGAUGUGAGGACACACAACCUAGUACAAUAUUACAGUAUUCACAAUGAUGCAGUAACUCAUGUAGCAUUCCAUCCCAGUGGCAGCUAUAUCCUUACAUCAAGUAAGGAUGGAAAAAUGAAGAUAUUAGAUUUAUUAGAGGGUCAUCCAAUCUUUACAUUGAGUGGGCACUCUGGUGGGGUCAAUGCUGUCAAUUUCUCUGCCACUGGUGAUACAUUUGCUUCUGCUGGGGAAGAUAGACUGGUUUUCAUAUGGAAAACAAACUUUACAGAGUUGUCAAGUGACACAAAAGAAAAUAUUGCUCAAAAUACGCCGACAUUACAUAAUUCAAUGUCUCAAACCUCGAAACUAACAUUGUCAUCGAAAGGCAGAAAUCAGGGCAUAAAGGCUUGGUAUCAAUGCUAUCACACUACUAAGAUCCCUGUGAUUACCUUUGUACACUUGGAUGAUGUUUCUAAUGAUGAUAUAUCUGGAAUGACUUGUUGUUCUGAAGAGCCAAAUGCAAACAGUACAAUGAUUGAACCAAGAUUGUGCAGUCAGACAGACCCUUGCCUUAGAUCUUCACAAUCAACAGAUGAUCACUCCAUUAGAAGGGAUGUGCCUCGACCAAGUAGUUUACCAAGGACUGUAAGAAUCCCACCAACACCUAUUUCAGACUGCUCUAAGGAAACAAGCUCUUUUCAUAGUGUUGGGCACAUGUGUCACAUUCCUCGGAUCCCCCCUAGCCCCACCACAUACACUUUGCCUUCACUAAACAAAUCUUUUGGAACAACAUGUGCUCAGGAGGAAGACAUGUUUGGUAUGAUUAAACUCAAAGACAAUGAUGUUUGUUAUACUAGUGGUACAAUAGAAUGGGUGGGUAGAAAGAGAAGCUAUCCUGCAAACAGUGGCUUCAAAAUAAUAAAUGACCAAUUUACUGAUUUACAUUGUAAGAAAGCAAAGAAAUUUGAUGAAACUUAUAGACAACUGCAGAAAACUAAGGACUGUGAUUGCACUGAUGUACUGCCAACGGUUAAUGCUAUUGUUGACCAUCUGCAUGCACUUCAUGAGGCUGUGGACCUUGUUGACUUAAGACUUAAUACACUAGAAGAUGUUAUGAGCAAGAAGUAAUUAUUUAUUUUAACUGUGUGUUAACAAAUGAAAGGAGGUGUCAAGUAUUAUUAAUAAACAUAUUUUUAUAAAAAUGUUUUAUUAAAA
Molecule: messenger RNA, 1946 nt
Organism: Trichoplusia ni (cabbage looper)
Lineage: Eukaryota; Metazoa; Arthropoda; Insecta; Lepidoptera; Noctuidae
Product: POC1 centriolar protein homolog A-like
Exons: 7
Coding region: 108-1859 (583 amino acids)
Biological process (GO): cilium assembly
Cellular component (GO): ciliary basal body; centriole
Molecular function (GO): protein binding
Source: RefSeq, a predicted model, not a curated record